This is a messenger RNA of Sinocyclocheilus rhinocerous, 1615 nucleotides long. Its product is annotated as dnaJ homolog subfamily C member 2-like. The transcript has 13 exons. Bases 185 to 1615 code for a protein of 476 amino acids. The record is from RefSeq and is a predicted model, not a curated record. NCBI's taxonomy places the organism in Eukaryota, Metazoa, Chordata, Actinopteri, Cypriniformes, Cyprinidae. Gene Ontology annotation, molecular function: ribosome binding; Hsp70 protein binding. Gene Ontology annotation, biological process: 'de novo' cotranslational protein folding; regulation of translational fidelity. Gene Ontology annotation, cellular component: cytosol.
CAUCGCGCUGCAGCGCACCGGAAGGCUGUGAGUGUAACACUGAGUUCCCCAGCAGACAGCUUUGCGGGGCCCAUGUGGAUCUGGCAGACCCGAGCGAAACAGCGGCUUAAAAAUCCCCGAAUCAAGCCGAUCUUUCACGCUAAUGCGAGCUCUUUAGUUCAUCCGUGUGUGUGAACUAGUGAAGAUGCUGAAGGAGGCGUUAGACGGGCAGCUUACAGCGCUUUAUAACGCGGUCGCCGCCUCAGAGCAGGUUCAGGUUGAGCCGGUGGGUCGCUGGUUCGAGGCGUUUCUGAAGCGCAGGACUAGAAAUGUGUCGGCCUCGUUUCAAGAGCUGGAGGAAGAGGAGCAGCUGUCUGAGGAAGAGGAGGAUGAGGAGCUGCAGCUGGAGGAGUAUCCCAUGCUAAAGACACUGGACCCCAAAGACUGGAAGAACCAAGAUCACUACGCUGUUUUAGGUCUCGCACACAUCCGGUACAAAGCAACCCAGAAACAGAUCAAAGCUGCUCAUAAAGCCAUGGUCCUCAAACAUCACCCGGACAAGCGGAAAGCAGCAGGAGAGCAGAUUGUGGAGGGAGAUAAUGAUUAUUUCACUUGCAUAACAAAAGCGAUGGAGAUGCUGUCGGAUCCCGUGAAGCGGAGAGCGUUUGACAGCGUGGAUCCCACGUUUGACAACAUGGUUCCUUCAAAAGCAGAAGGCAAAGAAAACUUCUUCGAGGUGUUUGCGCCGGUGUUUGAGAGGAACAGCAGAUGGUCUGUUCAAAAACACUUCCCGAGUCUGGGAGCCCUGGACGCGUCUUUUGAAGAGGUGGAUCAUUUCUAUUCCUUUUGGUACAACUUUGACUCGUGGAGAGAAUUUUCAUAUUUAGAUGAAGAGGAAAAGGAAAAAGCUGAAUGUCGAGAUGAGAGGAGGUGGAUUGAGAAACAGAACCGAGCCUCUCGAGCUCAGAGGAAGAAGGAAGAGAUGAACAGGAUACGGACACUCGUUGACACGGCCUACAACUGCGACCCGCGAAUAAAGAGAUUCAAAGAGGAGGAGAAAGCCAGGAAAGAGUCGGAGAAGAAGGCCAAAGCCGAGGCGAAGAAACGAGAGCAGGAGGAGAAGGAGCGGGCGCGUCAGGCGGAGGAGGAGGCGGCGCGGAUGCGGAGGGAGAAGGAGGAGGAGGCGGCGCGACAGGUGGCACAGCAGGCCAAGAAAGAGAAAGAAGCCCAGAAGAAAGCCAUCAAGAAAGAGCGGCAGAAGCUCAGGACGACCUGCAAGACUCACAGCUACUUCACAGACAAUGAAGCCGACGGCGUCAGGAUGAUGGAGGAGGUGGAGAAACUCUGCGACCGCUUGGAGCUGACCAGUUUGCAGACGCUGAAUGAAGCUUUGGCCUCUGGGAAUAAAGAGCAGAGUAAAGCAGCUCUGGAGAAACAGGUGCAGGAGGUGAACGUUCAGAUGCAGAAGGAGAAGGAGGUGGAGAUGCAGGCGCAGCAGGUGGUGCGCGGGGCUGAGUACACCAGCGCAGGAGCAGGAGGAGGAGGAGGACUCAAUAACAGAGGCUGGAACGAGGAAGACCUGCAGCUGCUCAUCAAAGCUGUCAACCUGUUUCCCGCCGGAACCAACGCCAGGUGA